AUGACUGAAACAGUUCAGGAGCUAAGAGCAAGACAGGCUGAGUUCGCCAAAGAGCUACAUGGUGAUGAGGCACACAGAGAGGGUAUGUCCGCUUGGUUAUCUAAGAAUAAAGCCGCUGGGCAAGAGGCGGUGGCCAAGUACCUAAAGCAUUGGGACGGUAAGACUGAUGAAGACGCGAUAGAGAAACGUAUGGCGGACUACAACGAGACCACUCACUCAUACUACAAUGUUGUGACGGAUUUCUAUGAGUACGGUUGGGGCUACUCUUUCCACUUUAGUCGUUUUUUCCCGGGCGAGUCGUUUGCAGCUGGUGUCGCUAGGCACGAGCAUUAUAUAGCUUACCGUGCAGGAAUCACCAAAGAUGACCUUGUACUAGAUGUAGGCUGCGGUGUUGGUGGCCCUGCCCGUGAGAUCGCGCGCUUUACGGGGUGUAAAAUUGUUGGGUUGAAUAAUAAUGACUAUCAGAUCAUGAAGGGUAACUUCUAUAACACUAAAUACGGCUUAUCUGACCAGAUUGAGUAUGUUAAAGGUGACUUUAUGAACAUGGAUUUUGAGGACAACAAGUUCGACAAAGUAUAUGCAAUUGAGGCCACGUGCCAUGCACCCAACCUUGAAAAGGUGUACAGCGAGAUGUACAGAGUCCUAAAGCCUGGUGGAACUUUUGCCAUCUAUGAAUGGGUCAUGACCGAUCGUUACGACGCUAAUAACCCCGAACACCGCCGCAUUGCUUACCAAAUCGAGCUCGGUGACAGUAUCCCUAAGAUGUUCCACGUCAGCGUUGCACGUGAUGCCAUCAAGAAGGUGGGCUUUGAGCUCUUGCACGCUGAGGAUCUAGCUGAUAACGACGACCCUGUGCCAUGGUACUACCCUCUAACUGGUAACUGGAAGUACGUUCAAACGCUUAGCGACUUCGGUACCUUCUUCCGCACCUCAUAUCUUGGCCGUAAGAUCACCACUUCAUUUGUUUUCAUGUUAGAAAAACUUGGCCUUGCUCCACGUGGGUCUGUUGAAGUGACGCAUACCCUUGAAGCUGCUGCUGAAGGACUUAUUGCGGGAGGUAAGUCCAAGCUAUUUACUCCUAUGAUGCUCUUCGUUGCUAGGAAGCCUAAUACUGGUGAGAGCUCUUCUUAA
Molecule: messenger RNA, 1131 nt
Organism: Eremothecium sinecaudum
Lineage: Eukaryota; Fungi; Ascomycota; Saccharomycetes; Saccharomycetales; Saccharomycetaceae
Gene: ERG6
Product: sterol 24-C-methyltransferase
Exons: 1
Coding region: 1-1131 (376 amino acids)
Biological process (GO): ergosterol biosynthetic process
Cellular component (GO): endoplasmic reticulum
Molecular function (GO): sterol 24-C-methyltransferase activity
Source: RefSeq, a predicted model, not a curated record